This is a messenger RNA of Chaetomium globosum CBS 148.51, 351 nucleotides long. RefSeq lists its product as uncharacterized. The transcript is spliced from 2 exons. Lineage: Eukaryota; Fungi; Ascomycota; Sordariomycetes; Sordariales; Chaetomiaceae. Bases 1 to 351 code for a protein of 116 amino acids. The record is from RefSeq and is a predicted model, not a curated record.
AUGCCCAACCCACGGCAACGAGAUUCCAUACUUUUGUCCGUGCUGCUCAUGGAAGCACCCGUCCUGGCAAGAGAGACUACUACCGAGGAUGCGGAGCGUCACAUUCCGGGGUGCGUCCACCCUGACGAUGGUUUCCAAGGACCACGGGGCCGACCCCCCGGCUUUCUCAUAGCCCAGGAGGAGGCUGCAAGGAGUUCGAGGCAAGGAAAGCUGACCUUUGCGAGGAAGGUUGAUACGGAUCUGAUCGGAGACCGAGGAGACGGUGUUGGGGGCCUAGGGGUUACGACUCCAAAGGCCACGGAUACCUUGCAGGCGGACGAUCAGGAUGUCGGAAUGCAGGGAGCUGGGUAA